AUGGCGGAAGAUGACGCGGGCAAGGAGACAGAGGUGGAGAGGCACUUAGCUGAGAUGGCAGAGGCAGCAGAGCAGGGCGGAAGGCUGGACGUGGCGGACGGCCCACAGGCGGACGAGAGUUGCGCGCGCGGUUCUGAUUUGCGCAGCUCGCAGCCGCACGAUACAGAAGCGGCGGACACUGUAGACGCGCGCACUGCUGACGCGCGAUGCUUAGAAGCACAGGACGCUGAAGCGAGCGAUGCUGAGAUGAACGCGAGGGAUGGAGCGGACGUGGUAGCUGGGGACGAGCAGCGAGACGAGCAGCGAGCGUGCGACGAGAACGACACGGACGGAACGAUCAGCCGUCGCACGCGCGCGCGAGUGUCGCUGGCGCAGACCCCGAUAGAAGAGCUCGAGGUGAUGCUCGCGCGGGUGGCGCGAGACGCGGAGGAGGAUGAGGAAGAGGAGGAGUUUUUGUUUCAUGCGGAGGAGGAAGAGGAGGAGUACGAGCGGUUCCUGUCCGCCGUGCUGUUCCCCGACUCGCCUUGCGCUAGUGACCACGAGGGGGAGGAGGGGGAGGGGGAAGGGGAGGGGGAGGGGGAGGGAGAAGGAGAGGAGGGGGAAGAGAGGGGGGGGGGGGAGGGGAGGGAGGUAAGGGAGGGAGGGGAGGGAGAGGAGGCGGCGCAUGAAGCAGCGGCAGACGGGCACGAGGACGCUGCGUCUCGCCUCCACCAGCCGCCCUCCGCUGCUCCUGCUGUUCCUGAGAGUAACGCGCACGAGCCAGCCAAUGAGCAGCUGCCACCUGUCCAGGGUGUGGGCGAGCGGGGAAAGGGAGGGGCGGUGGAAAUGCACAGCGAGGGGGUGGGAGUGGGAGUGGGGGUGCGGAGGUCAAAACGGACCACUGCUGGGGUCUCGAGGAGGAGAGGCAAGGGGAGGGAGGCAGCGAGGAAGGGCAGGAAUGGAGAGGGGGAGGAGGAGGGGGAGGUGGAGGCGGGAGGAUCCAAGAGGAGACGCAAGGCUAAGAAGGGACGAGGCGAGGCAGUGAAAGGAGGGGGUGGGGUGAUGGGGGAUGGACGAGGGGCGAGGGAAGAGACGGCAGCGUGCAGAGGUGGCCGCGACAGUUCAGAAGCAGGAGGCGGCAAUGAGGGUGUGUCUCCUGCCGCUGCUGAUCCACAUGCCUUGGUUUCUUCUGCUCAUGGCUCGGAUGGUGCUGAUGGUGCUGCGCAUGGUGCAUCGACCUUUUCACCCCCAUCAGGCAGCCCUGGGGGGCGCGCCCAGCUGGCGGCGCUGCUGGCGUGUCACGUGCAGCUGGCAGUGCAGGUGUACGCGGUGUGUGUGCUGGACCCCUCUCGCUGCCAGGUGGCAACGGUGCUCAGGGGCUUGCUGGCUCAGCUGGCGCAGUGGGGGGGAGGUGCUACUGGAGAAGGUGAUAUUGCUGGGGUAGCUCCUGGCUCUGCCGCUGCCAUAGCUCCCACUGCUACUGCCACUGCUGCUGCUGCCACUGCCACUGCCACUGCCACUGCCACUGCCACUGCCACUGCCACUGCCACUGCCACUGCCACUGCCACUGCCACUGCUGCAAGCAGCCACGGAGCAGCAAGGCCAGCAGCGCGGCUGGCAGAUUGGAUUCCCAGCCUGGCUCUUCUUCCUUCGUUCCUGCUCGCCAUCGACAAAGGAGGAGGGGAUGGGGGAGAGGAGACACUCGGGGAAGGAGUUGUAGAGGAGCUGUUGAGGAGAGGGGGGAGUGGGGGUGACGUGGGAAAUGGUAGGAAUGGUGGAGCAGAGCCGAUGGCAAAAAGGGGUGAAGGACGGGGAAAAGGUGAGAGUGGUGGGAAAGAGUUGAAAGAGGUGGGGGAGGGGAGGGAGGUGGGGAAGGAGAGAGAGGUGCGGGAGUGGAUGGAAGCACAGGGCGUGUCAAACGAGAGGGUGGAGGGGGGAGAUGGGGAGAGGACAGAAAGGGUGCAAUUAGAGGAUGGCGAGAGGGAGGUGCGGCAGCAGCGAGAUGCAGUGGGUGGUGAUAGUGAUGGUGCUGUGCAGCGGCAGCGAGAUGACAAGGCAACAGCAGCAGCAGGAGCAACAGCAGCAGCAGCAACAGCAGCAGCAACAGCAGCAGCAGCAACAGGAGCAGCAGCAGCAGCAACAGCAGCAGCAACAGCAGCAGCAGCAACAGGAGCAGCAACAGCAGCAGCAGCAGAAGCAGCAGGAGCAGCAGCAGCAGCAGCAACAGCAGCAGCAGCAGCAGCAGCAGCAGCAGCAGCAGCAGCAGCAGCAGCAGCAGCAGCAGCAGCAGCAGCAGCAGCAGCAGCAGCAGCAGCAGCAGCAGCAGCAGCAGCAGCAGCAGCAGCAGCAGCAGCAGCAGCAGCAGCAGCAGCAGCAGCAGCAGCAGCAGCAGCAGCAGCAGCAGCAGCAGCAGCAGCAGCAGCAGCAGCAGCAGCAGCAGCAGCAGCAGCAGCAGCAACAGGAGCAGCAGCAGCAGCAGCAACAGCAGCAGCAGCAGCGGGUGGGAGGGACGUUGCUUGUGGGCGCCGAGUGGAGAAGGAGGGCGAGCAGGGGCGAGGAGGGCAGGACGAGAAGGAAGGGGAAGAUGAAGGGGAGGAAGGCGGACGGGAGGAGGUGGAGGAAACGACGGUGUGGAGGGAGGCGGAGGAGGAGGAGGAGGGGCGGAGGGCGGGGGUGGGCGAGGUGGUGCGGGUGCGGGGCGAGGUGGCUGCAGCACUGCAGCCGCUGGCAGGCGUGUUUGAUGCGUCGCUCUUCCCCGUGGUGCGCCCGCCCCUGCUGCACCGCACCAUCUUCUCCCCCGCUGAGGACUGGUGCAUACAUACAUACAUGGAUAUAUCUGGCAAGCCAUGCGGCUGGCGUCUCAGCAGCAUCCAAUCCUCCCUAUGCCCGUCACACCCUCGCCUCCCGCCCAUCCGGCGCCGUCCAUACCAGCUUGCUGCGCAUGGGCGUGGAGGAGCUACGAACAGACUGGGAGGCCAUUGCAGCAGCGACCAUUCCUCCCCUCUGCCCCUCACUCUCUCCCCGCCCAUCCCCAUGCCCCUCCGUGCCAGCCUGCUGGCGAUGGGCGUGGAGCAUCUGGGCACGGACUGGGAGGCCAUUCACCGCCGCUUCCUGCCCGGCAAGACUCCGCACCAGAUCUCCAUCCGGUGGAAGAACCGGUGCUCCUCACGCGUGCCUGACAACCCCAUUAAGGCGCUGAACGCAUGGAAGCUGGACUGGCACGCCAUGAGCCGUGCCGUGAUGCCCCACCGCGACCCCACCCAGCUGCGCCGCCUCUUCUCCGAUGCUCUUGCUGCCCGCCGCCUCGCGCUUAGGCAGCAGCAACGAGAGCAGGAGGAGCAAAUGCAGAGAGAAGAGCAGAUGGAGAGAGAAAGGGAGUGGAUGGAGAGUCAACAGUUGCUGCAGAGAGAGCGAGAAUUGCAGAGAGAGCAAGCAGUGCAAAGAGAGCAAGAGGAGCAAAGAGAGCAUGAGUUGCAGGAGGAACAGAGGCGGGUGAAUGAGGAGAUUAGGGAGGAGGAGCAGAGGCAACUGGAGGGGGUUGGUCGGUUCUCAGGUGAAGGGCAUGGAGGUGACGAGAGAGGGGGCGAGAAGGGCGAGGGGGUGGCGAGUAUGGGGAGGAGCAGAGGGCAGGAGCAUGAGGAAGCAGGAGGAGAGCAGAAUGCAGGCAAAUGGUGUGAGGAGGUUCAUGCCAGGGAGCAGGCAGCAUGGCAGCAUGGCCCACGUGGCGACACAAGAGCUGACGUGGCGGUCAGUGGUGCCACGUCAGCUGUCAUCAUACCAAAUACUACCACCACACCAGAUGAUCCCACACCAGAUGAAAUCGCAGCGCACAGGAACAGAAGCAGCAGCAUAGGUGGCGGCACAGGUGACAGCACAGGUGGCAGCAGAAAAGGCGCUGCAGCAUGCCACGUGGCAUUCCAACAGCUCUUUCCCAACCGCCUGCAUCUGCUGCAGCCGGCCUUGCAGUCGCGCCCUCCCCAGGUGCCACCUGCCCGCCCUGACACUGUAGCGAAUGUGGGAUCGGUGCUGAGUCAGCCGCUCCUGAUGCUGACGCAGCGAGCUUCAGAAGGAGGGAGGAUGGAAGGGCCAAGACCGGCCAAUGGGGAGGUGGCAUCCGGGGAAAGUGUAUGUGGUGGGGGAGAGGUGAGGGAAAGAGAGGUGAGUGGAGAAGAGGUGAGCGGAAGAGGAGCAUCUGUGGCGGACGGCAAGGAAGGGGCUGUAGGAGGGGCUAGCAUGCUUCUGAGAUGGUCCCUGCUGCAACCGACAGUGCCACAGCCAGCAGUGGUACAAGCAAGGCCCUUGCAGCCAAUCUCUGAGGGUGCAGGAAGAGAGGGGCAGAGAGAAGAGGAGGCGGUGCAGGAGGAGCAAGGAGGGGCUGAGAACGAGGUGGAAGCAGACGCGGGAGGAGGGGAGCCACAGCAGCAGCUAAUGCAGCAGCAGCAGCAGCAGCAGCAGCAGCAUUCACAGCAGCAGCAGCCGUUUGUUCAGUUUCGCGAGCUGCUGCUGCGGGAAGUUGUGAUGGGGACGAGUGGGGCUGGGCUCAUGGCGCCUGCUGUGACUCUGUCCAAUGUGACUGUAGCCAAUGUGACUGUAGCCAAUGUGACUGUAGCCAAUGUGACUGUAGCCAAUGUGACUGUAGCCGAUGUGACUGUAGCCGAUGUGACUGCAUUGCCCGAGGCAGCAGCACCCGCGGGAGGAGGGAGGGCAGCAAGAGACAGUGUAAUAGGGGAAGAGGAAGCGUGUGCUGCUACAGCUGAGUACAGCAGCCAGCGGGUGCAGCGGGGUCGACCGCCCAUCAGGCAUGCCUCUCCCCCAUUGCCCACCGCCCUCCAUCACUUCCCUCCCGUGCUUCCCUCUCACCAUCGCCUACAUCACCUCUUUCCUCCUGCCCCUGCCCACCAUCCCCUCCCUCCUCUGCGUCUUCUCUGCCCUCCCAUCCCGCUCCAUCCCCACCACACUCUCCUCCUCCACCUCAACCUCCCUCACCUCCCCCUCCCUUACCUCCCCCUCCCUCACCUCCCCCUCCCUCACCUCUCCCUCCCACUCCUCCCGCAUCUGCCUCAAACGAUCCGCCCCCCACCAUCUUCAUCCGGGCAGCCUUUCUCUCCUCGCAACCUCUCUCGUCACAGCCCCUCCCUGCUCAACUCCCUCCCCCUUCCACCUCACCACCACCACUACCAUCACCACUACCAUCACCUCCUCUUCUUCCUGUUCUCCUCUCUCCUACCAACUCAAAUCCACCUCCCCCAGGUGAACCUUCCACUCGCCCAUCGCAGUCAGCCCCUCCCUCAGAUGCACCUCUUCUGGCUGGUCCUGGCCUUGCUCCCUCUGCACUGCUCGCAGCCCUCUCUCCCCCGCUUUCUACCACCUCUGUCCCUGCACAGCCAAUGCCCGCCCUGCCCACAGCUGCAGCAAUGGACGUGCCUGCAGCAGCACUAG
Messenger RNA from Closterium sp. NIES-65, 5418 nucleotides. The record is from the annotation of a GenBank genome assembly. Lineage: Eukaryota; Viridiplantae; Streptophyta; Zygnematophyceae; Desmidiales; Closteriaceae.